AUGCACAUUUACUCGAUCACCUCUGCCUCGCUGGUUGUAGGAGCGUUGGCUUCCACCUAUCAACUUCCACCAACACCUGGCCCAUUUCCAGUAGGCACCGUUUCUCUUGAGCUAGUCGACGACUCGCGCAUCGAUCCGCUAGCACCAAGUCCCCAGAAUCGAGAACUCAUGAUAUCUUUAUUUUAUCCAACGAGCGUUACCGCAGUUCAUGACAAAAACAUUUCUUUUGCACCCGUAUUCUCCCCCCAGACCGCGGAAAUUUUCGACAAUUAUGCCGGUGUCCCUACAGGCACAGCGGCUUCCAUCAUCUCGCGGUCAUACCUCAAUGCCCCAUUGGUGGACAGCGAGCUACCGAUACUCAUUUUCGGUCACGGAUUGGGCGGUACACAUCUCAUCUAUACGGCACAGGUAGAGAACCUGGCGAGUCAGGGGUGGAUUGUUGCGGCGGUUGACCAUACUUACGAUGCCAUCAUCGUCGAGUUUCCGGACGGACGGCUCGUGCCGUCAAAUGUUCCUGCUGAUCCAGAUCUUAAUUACGUAGAGCUGGUGCUGGAAACUCGCGUUGCAGAUGUCAAAUUUGUUUUGGAUUCGCUGAAGAAUUCCACCACGCUCGGAAAGAUCCCUGGACUUGAAAAUUGCAACACCAAACUCAAGACCGACACUGCAGGCAUCUUCGGCCACUCGCUCGGCGGAGCCACAGCUGCACAAGCCAUGGCGAAUUACAGCACCUUCACAUGUGGGGCAAAUUUUGACGGAAGCAUGUUUGGACCUGUGGUCGACCUAGGUCUUGAAAAGCCCUUUGUGCAGAUCGCGGCUCAGAACCACACUCGAGAAAAUGACGAAACCUGGGCCGAAUUUUGGGAGCAUCUUGACAGCUUCAAGCGCCAAUUUAAUGUGAACGGAACGGUACACGUGUCUUUCUCGGACCUCACCAUCUACCGUGAUUUACUUGGGGACAAAUUUCCCAUGGAAGAAGCAGACCUGUAUGGGUCAAUUGCUGGAGAGAGACUCCUACAGAUCGAAACUGACUUCAUGGACGCGUUCUUUGGAUUUUGUAUGAAAGGCCAAGACGCAGGGAGACUUGACCAGUUGGUCGAUUCCAAGUUUCCUGAAGUCUUUGUGGGCUCGUAG
Diaporthe amygdali is the source of this 1131-nucleotide messenger RNA. RefSeq lists its product as uncharacterized. The transcript has a single exon. Lineage: Eukaryota; Fungi; Ascomycota; Sordariomycetes; Diaporthales; Diaporthaceae. The record is from RefSeq and is a predicted model, not a curated record. Gene Ontology annotation, molecular function: 1-alkyl-2-acetylglycerophosphocholine esterase activity. Bases 1 to 1131 code for a protein of 376 amino acids.